Messenger RNA from Podarcis raffonei (Aeolian wall lizard), 1018 nucleotides. RefSeq names its product RAB3C, member RAS oncogene family (gene RAB3C). Gene Ontology annotation, molecular function: GTPase activity; GTP binding. Bases 318 to 1001 code for a protein of 227 amino acids. Gene Ontology annotation, cellular component: synaptic vesicle; endosome; plasma membrane. The transcript is spliced from 5 exons. Lineage: Eukaryota; Metazoa; Chordata; Lepidosauria; Squamata; Lacertidae. Gene Ontology annotation, biological process: protein secretion; regulation of exocytosis; protein localization to plasma membrane. The record is from RefSeq and is a predicted model, not a curated record.
ACCCGGGCCUGGGACGCGCGGCUGCUCGCACUACAGCUCCCACCGGCCGCCGCGAGGGGCGCUGGGCCAAGGCGCGGCAGGGGAGGCCGGGUGGACAGCUCCGCGGUGCUGAAUUGUCUGCUGGGCUGCGAGGCGAGCGUGUUGUUGUUGCUGCUGCUGACGCGCCGGGCGCGUGUGUCUCUCUGUGCUUGUGUGCGUGGCGUGUAGACGGGGUUGGCCACGACUGCUGCUGCUUCGUCUGCUGCUGCUGCUGCUUCUCCCGCUUGCCUGUGAGACCCCAGUGGCCGAGGGGAAAGGACAGGGCGCGCGGCUGAACCAUGAGGCACGAAGCUCCUGUGCAGAUGGCCUCUACGCAAGAUGCCAGGUUUGGCCAGAAGGACACAUCAGACCAGAACUUUGAUUACAUGUUCAAACUGCUCAUCAUUGGAAACAGCAGCGUUGGGAAAACCUCUUUUUUGUUCCGUUAUGCCGACGAUUCUUUUACCUCGGCUUUUGUCAGCACCGUUGGGAUCGAUUUCAAAGUCAAGACGGUUUUCAAAAACGAAAAAAGAAUUAAGCUGCAGAUUUGGGACACAGCCGGUCAAGAGAGAUAUAGGACAAUUACGACAGCCUACUAUCGGGGUGCAAUGGGCUUCAUUUUAAUGUAUGACAUCACCAAUGAGGAAUCCUUCAACGCUGUGCAAGACUGGUCAACCCAAAUAAAAACUUAUUCCUGGGAUAAUGCCCAGGUUAUUUUGGUCGGUAAUAAAUGCGACAUGGAAGAAGAACGGGUAAUCUCCACCGACAGAGGGAAACAUUUAGCAGAACAACUUGGUUUUGAAUUCUUUGAAACAAGUGCCAAGGACAACGUCAACGUCAAGCAGACCUUUGAACGGCUUGUGGAUAUCAUCUGCGACAAAAUGUCAGAAAGUCUGGAGGCAGAUCCUGCCAUUGCUGCCGGUAAACAGAACACAAGACUAAAGGACAGCCCUCCUCCACAGCAACCCAACUGUGGCUGUUAAUAGAGUCAUUGUCGACA